CCAUCGCAAACUCAUCGCUUGACGCCCUUAGACCAGAGAGAGAGGUCCACUUCGGCGCCCAACGUCUGCUUCAAUCUAGUCUCUCAUAACGACCUUACCAUCGAAGAGAUCCGUACACUCACUGGCGGUGCGUUUAGUAGCUUACAUCCGCCCCAUUCCUCUGGUACGAGAGCUACCAGUUCCACAUCGGGAUAUCAGGACUCCUUAUCUCCGUCUCCGUCGCCCACAACCACUCAAUCGGCCGGCGGUUCGCCGACUGGUAUUCGUCAGCACUCGCGUCCGCGUCCGAGGGCCCGAUCGGCCGACGAGUCCUCCAAAAAGAUUAGACCCAACUCUGGCGGACGCGAAUCGAUCGAAGACUGGGAGAUACCACUCAAAGAGAUACUUACGGGACCGCGAAUCGGGUCCGGCUCUUUUGGGACGGUAUACCAGGGUCAUUGGCACGGACCCGUCGCUCUCAAGAAACUUAAUGUCACGGAUCCCACACCCGCUCAGCUUCAGGUGCGAUAUCACUACUGA
Molecule: messenger RNA, 519 nt
Organism: Oppiella nova
Lineage: Eukaryota; Metazoa; Arthropoda; Arachnida; Sarcoptiformes; Oppiidae
Source: the annotation of a GenBank genome assembly